AUGAAUCUCUUCAUUUAUGUUCUCCUUUUAUCAAUUUGGACAAAUAGUUGUUUAUAUAGAAACGAAAGCAAUGGAUCUGCUACUGCAGUAGCUACACCAGUUGAAUCCGGGCAGAGAAGAAUCAAAGCAGCACAGCAAUGGCUAAUCAUUUUCAUAACUGUUAUCAUCAUCAUUCUCUUUAUUUUAAGAUGUUAUUGUUUCAUUCACUACAGCUAUGUGGACAUGGAUGCCUCUAAAGCAGCAACGGUCAAGAAAGAAGACAGCACCAAAGCAUCCACAUCAUAUAAAAUAUCAUUCACUGAGUCCAAGUCACCAACUGCUGGUCCAGGCAAUCCAGAAAAACAACCAUUGCUAUCUAGUAUAGAUAAGUCAUCUGGGCCCUCAAGUCCACAAAAAGCCUCUGUACCUUCAAGUACAGGAAAGUUAGUCAGGCCCUCGAGUCAACAAAACCCAUCCAAGCCAUCAGCUCCCAAAAAAGUGUUAGGAUCAAUGCCUCAGGAAAAGUUGCAUAGAACACACAGUCCAAAAAAGGCACAUAGGUGGUCUCAUGCCCAUAAGCUAGUCGAUCAGGUCAGUCCAGCCUAUCCAAAGAAAGCCAUCAAACCAACUUGGCCAUCAAGUCUACAAUGUCCGGUCAAGCCAAUCAAAAUGUCUCCACCUUAUCCAAAGAGUCAAAGUGUUCCUAAGCAAUCAAGUAUAGCAAAACUGACCAAACUCCAGAGAUACCUUAAACUAAAAAGACCAACUAGUGAAGGUAGGGCAGAAAUAUUAUCUAGGCCUCAACCAGUGAAGUUUUGUCAAUGCUACAAGGAAAAAUGCAUUGUUUGCAAUGCUGUUUCUGAGCCAUUAAUCACUCCUUCAGAAGAGAAUAUGAAGUAUGUUCCAGUUCCACUUUCUUCAUGCAAACUGAAGUGCUUUUACAAGUCAUCUCACAAGACAGAGCCCAAAGACAAUGCACUGUAUGGCAACAUGAAUGAUAGCCAUUUGUCAACAUAUAGCAGUGAUAGUGAGAGUGACAGGGAGAUGAUUAUUAUGCGCAAUAUAAAAUGCAAGGAAGCCACCUAUAAAACCUCCCAAAAUUAUUGA
This is a messenger RNA of Budorcas taxicolor (takin), 1086 nucleotides long. RefSeq lists its product as uncharacterized. Lineage: Eukaryota; Metazoa; Chordata; Mammalia; Artiodactyla; Bovidae. Bases 1 to 1086 code for a protein of 361 amino acids. The record is from RefSeq and is a predicted model, not a curated record. The transcript is spliced from 3 exons.